GAGUACAGGGAUUUUUGAAAAAAAACAUUUUCUCAGAAUUAUCCACAACAUAUAUAAAUCAACUCAGUUUUUAACGCUGAUUCUGAAUCUGUUAUUAAUUUUGAAAAAAAUUGUAGUUUUCUAACGAAACAUUGACUGGAAAAGGUCUCAACAUACACAAAAACUGCAUGUAGAAACCAAAUUGCCUAGAUAUGUCUCAGAUGACCAGCAGUUUGGGGGUUUCUCAAAUGCCUGGUUUUGUAGCUAGUCAAAAAGACUAUCGAAAGGUAAAAACCCGAACUCGAUAGCUAUUACUAUUGAUGAUUUAUUAUUAAAAAAAUUGCUUAUCCCUUUUCACUUUUUAUUUUUCUUCGUCAGAGUGAUUAUCUUAAAAUAAAAUUAUUUAACCAUACAACAGAUAAUGAUGAAUAUUUAAAUAAUGAAAGACAAUGUUUAAUUAAAAUGUUUGCUGUAAGUUUAGAAAUAAAAUUUUGUUUUAAAAAUGUUUGUUUUUUUGUGUACUCAAAAAGUGAGUACACUCUAGAAUUGGUCAGUGUGUCCGUCCGGCCGUCCGUUUACACGAUAACUUUUGAAAGGAGAGUCAGAUCGCGAUGAAAUUUUCUACACAUUUCAGUCUUAACAAUAUCUCGGUCGAGUUCGAAGAUGAGAAGGAUUGGCCGAGCCCUUCUUGAGUUAUUGUAAAAAUAGUCAUUUUCCCCUAUGCUUUCCUAUGUAAAGAUCGACCUAUCCUCACUUUCGUAAAAAACUUUUCCUAUCAUAGACAAAUAAAAAUCCAACUAUUUCUAGGAUUAAUCAUCUGUCUCAUUCACUUUUUGAAGUACACAUAACUCUCGGAUUUAAAUCCGAGGUUUCCGCAUUUAUUUUAAGAUAAAUUUAUUUACAGUUGAACUAAGUUAGUUUGGUAUGCCUCCUAAAGGAAGUAAAAGUAAAAGGAGAAGUCAAUUGCAAGAUGCAAGAAAUCGUCGCUGGUCAAAUACAAAGACUUCGGAUGAGAGCGACUCGUCAGGUGACGAAUAUGGCAUGGAUAUUGAUGAUAAAGAAUUAAAUUUUAGUGAAAAACUUUUGUUAACCGACAUUGGUGAUCUUGCUGAAAUGUGUAAGUCGAAAUGUGGCACGAAAUAUCUAAGUACUUUGCUUUAUAUGACAUUACGUUUCUUCAACAUUAAAUGGGAACAUGUGGAUGAAUAUUUGAAAAGUAUUGGUUUCAUGACCGCGCAAACAUCACAUAAAUGGGCUGUAAUGUUUAUCAAAGGAGAUUAUGAAGAAUUUUCAAGUGAUUCACGCGGUGGAAAACAUACUGACUCGUUCUAUGAUACGUUUCCCGAAAUUGAAGCAGAUGCUAGAUCCUUCGUUGUUCAAGCAUGUUCACAAAAGUCAGGAGAUUUCAAAGCGAUGGACCUGGCUCAGUUUAUUGACACAAAAUACUAUGAAGUAACAGGAAUUGAAAAACAAAGUGACGACGAUUUGAUAAGAUCCGAAAGAAGCUGUCGUGUGGAUCUUCGCAGAUGGGGAGCUAAAUUCGACGCGAAUUCACAACGCCCAUAUUUUGAAGGACAUGAAAGAGACGAUGUGGUGAAACAUCGUCAUGAAUUUAUUAAUCAUUUUCUAACGCAUAAAGACUUUUAUUACACAAUUACUGAUGGUGAAACACCUAUGUGGAUUUUGCCAACCCAAAAUCCUCACAGAAUACUUAUAUUUCAUGAUGAAUCAACAUUUAGAAGCGGUGAAGUUAGUCCAAAACGGUGGUUUUUCCAAGAACAUACACCGUUUUUUUCAAAGGGACGCGGUCGUAGUCAUAUGGUUUCUGAUUUUCUUGUUCAACAUCCUAGUGGACCACUUUUUGGACUUAGUGAAAAUGAAUGGAAACAAGCUGUUCGGAAAUAUCAAUCGUUAAGUGUUGAUGGUGAUGUUAAUUAUCUUGAUCGAACAGCAACAGCUAGUAUUAAUAUUGGAACAGACGCGUAUUUUGAUAACGAUACGAUCCUAGGACAGUUUGAACGACUAUUUCAAAUGCUAGAAUUCAAACAAGAAUACAAGGAUAAUCAGAUAGAAAUUAUCGUGGACAACGCAAGAACUCACACUGCCAAAUCAUAUUCAUUACAAGACUUUGGUAAAAAUGUUGGCACUCGUUGUCCUGUUGAACAAAUCGAAUAUAUUGAUGAAAAUGGUGCAACAAAAGUUGUUGAUUGUUAUUUUAAAGGAGGAGAAAACAAAGAUAAAUCAAAAGGUUUAGUUGAACUAUGUAAAGAUUUAGGUGUGCAGUUACCAGCUAAAAUUAAAUUAGACGAAAUUCGUGAAAUACUUUCAGCGCAUCGAGCUUUCCGAAAUGUAAGUGAUAAUCAUUCCAGUCUUUUCAGCAUAUUCGAUCUUAUGUCGUUUAUUUUGUUAUUUAGGCUAAGGUGCCGGCAGUGCAAAAUUCAAGUAAAAAUUUUUUUUUUGCCUUUUUUUCACAUCGCCCGAUAGAGCUUGAGCUGCUGAUCACGAAUAUCUACUUUUUAGGCUUAGUGAAUGCUUUAUUCCGGUCGAAAAAUACGAAAUACUCGGAGGAUGUCGUUUUCUUCAAAAAACACAUCUUAUCCAAAAUGUGCGAAAUUUUCUGCUUCGUUC
Messenger RNA from Rotaria sp. Silwood2, 2607 nucleotides. Lineage: Eukaryota; Metazoa; Rotifera; Eurotatoria; Philodinida; Philodinidae. The record is from the annotation of a GenBank genome assembly.